Messenger RNA from Chelonus insularis, 6024 nucleotides. RefSeq names its product spatacsin (gene SPG11). The record is from RefSeq and is a predicted model, not a curated record. The transcript has 8 exons. NCBI's taxonomy places the organism in Eukaryota, Metazoa, Arthropoda, Insecta, Hymenoptera, Braconidae. Gene Ontology annotation, biological process: synaptic vesicle transport; axon extension; chemical synaptic transmission. The coding region runs from base 509 to 5905 and encodes 1798 amino acids. Gene Ontology annotation, cellular component: dendrite; cytoplasm; axon.
CUAUGCAAAGUGACAGAAAACAGCUGAUUGAAUUUUUUCGAUUACGUAGAUAAUAGUAAACAUUUUAUUUUUUGAUAUUUGUUUUUAAUUCGUAUCUCUAAAAAUUAUAAAUAUUGCUUAGGUUAAUCGCUUUUACAUGAUAUAAGAGAUAUUUUGAAGAGUAAAUAUUAUAAAUCUUUAUUCUAUUUGUACUAAUGUAAUCUAAUAUUUUCAAACAAUGCCAGCGUUACUCAUUUCAGUGUCCUACAUUGUAUUAUAAUUUUAUAACGAUCAUUUUUUGACUCAUUCGGACUUUGUACGAUGAAUGUAGCGAUCUCGAUGAACGAUAAAAAUCACAAUCAAAAUAGAUUUUAUAGAAAUUCUGUAAAAAGAAAAUAUUGGUAUAAUAUUUCAAGUUUUGACAAUAGAAAUAAUAAUUUUGGUGAAGUGAAGUUUUAAAAAUAAAUUAUUAUUCUAAUAAAUUAUGUGAUAAAUCAAGUGAAAAAAAGUCAUAUAAUCAUAAAACAGCAUGGAAAGUAUCGGCGGAAUACCUGUUGAAUGUUUGAAAUCUGGAGAAUUGUCUAGAAUAUGGUCUGGCUGGUCCUUGAUGAAAGACAGAGAAGUUAUAAGAGAAGCUUCAGCCAAAGGAACACACAUUGAUCUGGCAUAUCAAUUUUUAUCUCAUAGAAAUAGUUGGAAUAUUGAUGAAGCAAAAAAUUAUUUUGAUGAGCAGGUCAAAAUAUGGAUUGAUGAAUUAAUUAACAAACAUCAGGUUCAUCGAGCUUCUCAUAUAUUACAAAACAUAAAAAAAGAUCCUCUAGAUUAUAUGCGACAAAUUUGUGUUACCUCUACGAAUUUUGAAGUAAGGAAUUAUUUAAUUUCUUUUCUAAUUCCUAGGCAAGGAUUGACUAAAGAAGAUACUGAAGUUUGGGAAAUAAUUAAAUAUUUGAAACUGUAUGAAGAGAAACAUGAAAAAAUAUCUGCAAAAUGUUUAAAAGCAUUAGAUAAUGUUGAAUUAAAUUAUCCAAAAAUAGAUAAUAUUUCUAUACGAGAAAUUUUGAAUCUUCCAUGUGAUGUUAAAAAUUCUUUAAUAACAGAAUUAUAUUUUCUUACUAAUGAACCAUGCCUGUUAGAAAGACUUGAACCUGACGUCGUAUGGAAUUACCUUUUGUCAAACGACGAUAUUAAAUUAUUAAUUGAUUGGAUUGAUAUCCAAAUGAAUGAUAAAAAAAGUAUUGUUAUUCUAAGAUACAUUUCAGAAGUAUUUAACCGAUUUAAAAUUAGUGAUAAAAUGAUUGAAGAUAUUGAUUAUUCUAGUGCAUCAAUUCCUGUAAAAGAAAUUUUACUCAAUUAUUUUGCCCGAUUUGGAAAAUUGAUAGAAAAAGAGAAACGAGAUGUCAAACUCACAUUAUCAAGAUUAUUUAGUGCUCAAAUAAAUUUCUCAGAAUUCGAAAAAGUUCUGUAUUCGCGAUGGUGUGAUUCAAAUGAAGAUCAUUUCUUUGCAAGAGUUCAUUCGAUUAUUUAUUAUCAAAAUACUUCGAACGAUUAUAAUGAAGAAUUAUAUUUAAACGAUCAAGAAUUAUUGGAUGUAUUUAAUAAAUUAAACCAAGCUACUCAUUUCGAUCAAAAAGAAUUUAAUCUUGCAAUUUGUAAAACCAUUAAUAGAAUUUCCGAUAAUUCUCAAGAAUAUUUGAAGGAAAAUCCGUUUAUGUUAUUUUAUUUAUUUUUAUCUAAUUUCAAAAAUUAUCACAAUUUCAAAGAUAUAGAAAUGGUCGAUACCUCAUUUACAGAACUAAAUUUUAAAGAACUUAAUAAACUUAUUAAAAAUUUAUUUACAAACUUACCUUAUUUUAAAGAAGCGAUAGAUAAAGUAUCACAAAAAGAUGAUAUUACGAUGUAUCAAAUGCUUCAAGGUUUUGAAAAUUUAGAUGUUUAUGAAUUAUUUAAGUGGAGACAAAAAGGCGAAGUUUUGCCAAAUUUUAGAAGUGAAAAUUUAAUCAAAAGAUACGGUCAUAAAGAAGAAUUAACUUAUAAAUAUUAUUUAAAGGAAGCCAGACCAAGUAUGGCAGCAUAUAUUUUCCAAAAUAGACACAAUAAAAUACAAAACAAUUAUUCUAAGAUAAAAUCACGAAUAGCAUUACACUCACAUAUUUUAGGCCUUAAAAACAUUAAUGAUCGAAAAGUAAUAAGUACUUGUAUCGCAUUUAUUGAAUUUCUUGGAAUAAAUUCGGAAUAUUUACGAUUUCAUGUCACUGCAGCUGAUUAUGUGAAAAACAACUUGAAUAUUUCUAUAAAUGACCUUCUUGAGUCGGUGACUUAUCAGAACUCAAAAAAUUUGGCAAUUUUAAUGAGUCACUUAGAACGCAGCUUUAAGAAUGAAUGCGACAAUGUCUCGAUUAAUGAUGUUGACAAAUUUAUAACAGUAUUAAAAUCAUGGAAUUUAAUUAUUCAAUUUGCAAGUUUACACAAUACUAUAUAUCCAUCAUUGUUUUUGAAAUAUUUUGCUAGAAAUAAAUUAUGGUUUGAAUUUGUUUUGGUGGGACAUAUUUUUAGCUAUCCACUCGAGCAGCUUUUAGAGAAUGCAGCUGAAUUCAAAGAUUUAAAUAUACGUGAACAUUUGUUGAUUUCCUUAAGUAAUUCUCAUAUACUUGCCGAGGCGUGCACCAACAAUGAUUUAAGUAAAAUUAAACCAUCAUUAAAUCUAUACAAAACUCAUAUGAAAAAUGGAUCCUCUUUAAAUCAUAUGACAGAAUCAUCGAGUAACUUACAGUAUUUUCCAUUAAAUCAAAUAAAUUGCAUCUACAAUCACAAUCUAUGGGUAACCAUCUUAAAAUAUCAUCAAAGUCCAGAUCCACCAGGUGCUUUAUUAAAAGCAUCUCGUGAAAAUAACUCUCCAAUACUUACAAUUUUGGCCGCUUGUUAUGAACCAUCUGCUACAUCUGUUUAUUGUUAUUCAUGGCUUAUUAUUUCCGUUAACAAUAGUAUAUUAACUAAUGAUUAUAUUGAUUGUUUAAAAGAUCAAAUUUGGUCUCCACGAAAAGUAUCAGAUCUCUUUCGAAGAGUAAUUUCUCUUGGUUAUAUUGAUACUAUAAGCCGAGCUUUUCAAAUAUUUAUGCCAGAUAAUUGUUUAUGCGCUUUUUUUAAUUUUCUCGUUCAAUAUAUUAAACAUUGUGAGUUCAAAGUGUGUAUUAAAUACUUGGAGAGUUUUUUAAUCAGUUGCUCUCUAUUAAAGAGUAAUAAAAUGAUUGAUUGGGACGACUCUGAAAUGGCCUAUACAAAUAAUGAAUAUUGGAUUGCUAUCGUAUCUAUUGAAUGUAUUUUAACAGCUUUAGGCAAGUGUUUACAGAGCAUUGAAUUGCAGACAAAAUUACUUGCGAUUCUCGUAGAAAAUAAGUUUAACUCUUUAUUGCACUUUGAUAAAUUGAAUUUUAAAAUGCUUUGGGAAAUCGUGACAAGUCUUGAAAGUACAAAUGUAAAAAUUAAUUUUACAGCUAUAAGGUUAACUGAAAAUAGUUCAAAUAUCAGAGAAGAAGUUGAGAAAUGUAUUGAAGCAUUAAUGGGUACUGGUAAUUUUAAUGUUGCUUUAGAAUUAGCAAAGAUUGUAGGUCUACCUUGUUCUAAGAUAAUUUUAAAUCAAUAUCGAAAUCGAUUAAAGUCUAAGAUGAUGAAAAAAGAUGAAGAAAAUGGAAAAUUUGAUAAAACAUUUUGGAAAAGAUGUGCGCUUGAUAUACAAAAGUAUAAUGUAGGUUUUGAAGAUGCAGCAGCUUUUUUUGUAGAGCAUGCAGACAGAGUACAAUCAGAUAAAGAGCGUUAUGAGAUUCUACAUUUAGCUCAUGAAAUAUUGAAACCAAUAUCGACACAUCAGCAGACACUAGAUACUAUAGAAAUGGCCAUGUGGAAAGCAUGUAUUCUAGCUGGACCUAACUCAAUAGAAAUUGAGACUGAAAAACGCUCAUUUAAUAAACUAAAAACAGAAUUGUUAUCUGAAGUUAGUAAUCUUCAAGUUAGCUGUAUUUUAUAUAACAAAAAUGAAGAAAAAGCAGUUGAAGCUUUAAUUAACAGAUUUAUUGAUGCAGAAGAUUUGGAAAAAGCACUUCGAAUUAGUGCAAUUUUCAAUUAUCAACAUACAGAUUUAAAAAUUCUGAUGUUGUGUUUGAGUUUAGCUGAAGGAGAAAUAAGUCCAAAGGUAUUAAAUAUAGAAUAUAAAAUGCUCUUAAAUGAAUUAGAUAAUGCUGAAUCUCAGAGGUUCAUUACAAAGAGUAAAAAUUUUCAAAAAAGAUAUUCCGGAUAUUUUUCUAAUCUUUCAUCGCCAAAUAGAACUCUUGAUAAAGAUCUAUCUACCUCAAUCAGCAGUUCACAAGAGAUAGUUGAUGAAUCCGGAAUAAAUUGUAUUACAUUGCUAACAAAAUUGAAAAUGAAUUUAAAAUAUCAAUCUAAUGUUGCAAAUAAAAUAUUGUUACUGUGUAGAUUAUCUGAAAUUCUCAAGAAAAGCUAUAACUCAUUGUUAACAUUAGAAGAUCCAAUGAAAAUUUUAUCAGAGUUGACGACAAUCAGUCAUGAAAAUAAAUUUGAUCUUAUGCAAGACGUUAUAAAUAUUUAUAAACUAAAAGAUAAAGAAGUAACGAAAUUUUUCACAGAACAAAUUAUUCUGCAUAUAACUACACAAGUUGGAGAGGAUUUAGAUGAUUCUAUAGCAAUGUGGAAUUAUCCUCUUUCAAAUAAUUUACUGAUCCUUAGUUUUUGUAAUGAUGCCUCUUUAAUAGGUUGGGAAUUGAUAAAAAAUGUUAAUGUACAAUUUAGUAGUUCUUAUACACUAAAAAAAGAUGAAUUUAUAUUAAAAGUUAUUGUGGAGCUCUUAAUUCAUGCUCAUUAUUUUUUUACUUUUGACUGUAAUAUGGAAGGUAUCGCUUAUGUCUUAAGAAAGUGUCGAGUUCUUUCGCAUGGUCUACAACAAUUAAAAUUGUGGAAUUUAUUGGUGAGAUUAAUGACUGGAAUCGGUCGAUUUACGGAAAUGAAUUACAUUUUACAAAUUUUAAAAGAAAAUCAUCAAUUUGAAUUGUUAUUGAGGAAACGAUUAGUCAAUAGAUCAGGAUUACGAAUAGCUUUAUUGGAAUUUUGUAAAAAACAAUAUCCUAAUGAUAAAGAAUCAUUUAGUUAUGUUGCAGAACAUUUUUUACUUUACACUGAAAAUGCGAUAAGAUGGGAAAAUGAAGCUAAAACGGUUAUAAGAGAGCUUAUCAAAGAAAUAAGAAGAGAACGUAUCAGGUUAAUGAAUAAUUUUAAUGGUCCAAUAAAAUUAACAAAAAAGAAUAGAAUAGAAGAGAAAUUAGAAAUGGCCAUGUCAAAUUAUACUCAUGCAUCAGAAAAUUAUUUAAAUGAUGAUAAAUUGAAUAUGGCGAGUCGUUGUUCACAUCAAGCACAAUUAAUUGCCUUACAGUUAUCUUUGCUUAAUAGUGUUUCUUAUAAUCAGGAAGCCAUAUGUUUAUUAGAUUUAAAUGAUGAAGAAGUUGCUCGAGUAAUGUCACAGUCUUUGACAUUCCCACAAAUACUUAUUCUUAUUGAAGCUUAUAAUCAUAAUGCUGAUUGGUCAAGUCUGAUUUAUCAUCAUGUAAUUUUAAAUGGAGAUAUUAAAUUUUUAAAGGAUUUUCUGGCUAACAAGCGCCUUACUUCUGCCAUCGUUCAAGACUGUGUUUGCAAAUAUCGAGCAGAGAAAUGUAUAUCAAAACAAAUGACACUGAGUAUGCAAAGCCUAAUCUCUGAAUUAACUGAUGUAGAAUGUAAAUAUAUAUUAGCAAGUCAACUUGGAUUUAAGAAUAUUAUUGAAUCGAUGCUAUCUGAUUCAGCUAUUAGUUCAUAUUUGAAAGAUACCGUCUGGAAACGAGGUUUUAAUCCUCAAAAAUUUAUAGGAGAAAAUUUUCAUGGUUAAUUACAACGAUGACUCUUAAAAGGAUAAAUGAAUAUAUAGUUUAUUAAAACAUAAUUAAUUAUUUUUAAAUAAGUUUAAUGAUAUAAAUGUAAAUAUUAUUAUUAUAAUAUAUAUGGUAU